GCGGAGGGGGCGCCGCGGGCGGGCGAUGUGAGCGCUGCGCUCUGAGCAGGAAUUCUCCAGACAGGUUAUGUCACCGGUAGAGGCUGCCCUGAAGCUCCCUGCAGCCUGGAGACUAUGUAUAAGAGGAAUGGUCUGAUGGCUAGCGUGUUGGUCACCUCCGCCACUCCACAGGGCAGCAGCAGCUCGGACUCUCUGGAGGGCCAGAGCUGCGACUAUGCCAGCAAGAGCUACGACGCCGUUGUCUUCGACGUCUUGAAAGUGACCCCAGAGGAGUUUGCUAGCCAGAUUACAUUAAUGGACAUACCCGUGUUUAAAGCCAUCCAGCCGGAGGAACUAGCCAGCUGUGGAUGGAGUAAGAAGGAGAAACACAGUCUCGCCCCCAACGUCGUGGCCUUUACCCGGAGGUUUAACCAGGUCAGUUUUUGGGUUGUACGAGAAAUUCUAACAGCACAGACUUUAAAAAUAAGGGCAGAAAUCCUGAGCCAUUUUGUGAAAAUAGCCAAGAAACUUCUAGAACUCAACAACCUUCAUUCUCUCAUGUCUGUGGUGUCAGCAUUACAAAGUGCUCCCAUCUUCAGGCUGACAAAAACCUGGGCUCUUUUGAAUCGAAAAGACAAGACCACCUUUGAGAAAUUGGACUAUCUGAUGUCUAAAGAAGAUAAUUACAAGCGGACUCGGGAAUAUAUCCGAAGCCUGAAGAUGGUUCCCAGUAUUCCCUAUCUAGGGAUCUAUCUUCUGGAUUUAAUCUACAUUGAUUCUGCAUAUCCUGCCUCAGGCAGCAUCAUGGAAAACGAACAAAGAUCCAAUCAGAUGAACAAUAUUCUCCGAAUAAUUGCGGAUUUACAAGUUUCCUGUAGCUACGAUCACCUCACCACCCUGCCCCACGUGCAGAAGUACCUGAAGUCCGUACGCUACAUUGAAGAGCUCCAGAAGUUUGUGGAAGAUGACAACUACAAACUGUCACUCAGAAUCGAACCAGGAAGCAGCUCUCCGAGACUAGUCUCUUCCAAGGAAGAUCUUGCAGGUCCCUCUGCUGGGUCCAGUUCUGCGAGGUUCAGUCGGAGGCCCACCUGUCCUGAUGCGUCCGUUGCCGGCAGCCUCCCCACACCUCCUGUACCCAGACACAGGAAGAGCCACAGCCUGGGCAACAAUAUGAUGUGUCAGUUGAGUGUAGUUGAGAGUAAAAGUGCGACAUUCCCAUCGGAGAAAGCGAGGCAUCUACUGGACGACAGUGUCCUAGAGUCCCGCAGCCCCCGCAGGGGCCUCACCCUCACCUCCUCCUCUGCUGUCACCAAUGGACUCUCCCUAGGCAGUAGUGAGAGCUCAGAGUUUAGUGAAGAGAUGUCUUCAGGGCUGGAAAGCAGGGGACGUCUGUAUGCCACGCUGGGGCCCAACUGGCGGGUUCCAGUUCAGAAUUCUCCCAGAACCCGGAGCUGCGUCUACAGCCCCACCGGCCCGUGCAUCUGUACUCUGGGGAGCGCAGCAGCAGUGCCCACCAUGGAAGGGCCUCUGAGAAGGAAAACCCUGCUCAAGGAAGGCCGGAAGCCGGCGCUGUCCUCAUGGACCAGGUACUGGGUCAUACUCUCAGGAUCCACCCUCCUGUACUACGGAGCCAAGUCCUUGCGGGGCACAGAUAGAAAACACUAUAAAUCCACACCUGGCAAAAAGGUCUCCAUCGUGGGCUGGAUGGUGCAGCUGCCUGACGACCCCGAGCACCCAGAUAUCUUCCAGCUGAAUAACCCUGACAAAGGCAAUGUUUACAAGUUUCAGACUGGUUCCCGAUUCCAUGCAAUACUGUGGCACAAGCAUUUGGACGAUGCGUGUAAAAGCAACAGGCCUCAGGUACCUGCAAACCUUAUGUCAUUUGAGUAAGUCUCUGCAGGACGUGGCGUGACUUCAGAGGCUUCUGGGAGCCCAGGCUGGGCCUGGUGGAGAAGAGCCGUCCUGGGCACAGGCUGUGGGCCAGGGUGCCGGGAGACUCACAGCUGGACUCAGGGGACACGGCCUGUGGCCUCACAGUCCCAGAGGGCUCCACCAGUGCGGGAUCGACCUGUCAGUCCCCAGCGACUCUCAUGGCACUCAUCCUGCAGCAUCACCUCUUGGGGCGGAGUUCGGACCCCAAACUGUACACCCCGCCCUCCCUCUCUGGGCCCCCAUCUGUCCACCAGCUGCUUCUGCGACUAGAAAGCAUUCAGCCCAUGUUGGGUCCUCAGUGCUUUCUGCUGCACAAAGAGUGGACAGUGUUAACCCGCGGAAGGGGCCCGAGAGAAAGAACAGGCUGUGGAACAGGCUUUUUACACCCCAAGUGCACGGGGUUGCUCGCCCACAGGGCUGCCUCAGAUUUUGUACAACCCCCGAAGCAUCCUCUGUGUGUGCGUGCGAGUGAGUGUGAACUCUUUGAGAAACAUGCAUUUUGGCACAAGACUUGCGACAUCACACACUUCAUUCGCUUUGAGGCCCUGCUUUAACCUUAGGUUAUAGCCUUGUCCACCAAGGAAGGUGAGAGUGAGAGCCCAGAUCCCUCCUGUGUUAAGGGUCCCUAGCAUUCUUUUACUGUAAACAAACAAUGCCUU
Molecule: messenger RNA, 2573 nt
Organism: Propithecus coquereli (Coquerel's sifaka)
Lineage: Eukaryota; Metazoa; Chordata; Mammalia; Primates; Indriidae
Gene: RALGPS1
Product: Ral GEF with PH domain and SH3 binding motif 1
Exons: 20
Coding region: 115-1872 (585 amino acids)
Biological process (GO): positive regulation of GTPase activity; Ras protein signal transduction
Cellular component (GO): plasma membrane
Molecular function (GO): guanyl-nucleotide exchange factor activity
Source: RefSeq, a predicted model, not a curated record